AUGGACGGCCUCAAUAGCCAAGAUGAGAUAAUCAGCCGCCCCGCUUCAGCAGAGCCGACACAGGCCAGCGGCCGGUUUCAAGGAGACCGACUGCAGGGCGGUUGUGAUGCUUCAGCUGCAGAAAGACAACAGUUGGAGGCCAAACUGAGUAACCUGACUGAAGAUAAAGGCCAACUGCAGCAGAGUUACUCAGCUUUGACUGCUGAAAGGGAUGAGUUCAAGGCCAGUUUCAGCAAUCUGAGAAACAAGAGUGACCAGUUACAAGCAAGUUACAACACCUUAAAAGAAGAGCGCGAUCAGUUGAAGACGAGCUAUGACGACAUGCAAAAGAGUCUUAAUGAGCUACAGGCGGAUCACAAGACCCUUCAAGCAACUAAAGACCAGCUACAGACCAACUACCGAACCCUGCAAAGAGAAAAGGAAGAGUUCCAGGCUUUGUCUGUUACUCUGAGAGCAAACAGAGAUCAGCUACAAAGCGAUUACUCUUCCCUGCAGAGGAACAAGAACCAGUUACAAGCAAGUUACAACACCUUAAAAGAAGAGCGCGAUCAGUUGAAGACGAGCUAUGACGACAUGCAAAAGGGUCUUAAUGAGCUACAGGCGGAUCACAAGAGCCUCCAAGCAACUAAAGACCAGCUACAGACCAACCACCAAACCCUGCAAAGAGAAAAGGAAGAGUUCCAGGCUUUGUCUGUUACUCUGAGAGCAAACAGAGAUCAGCUACAAAGCGAUUACUCUUCCCUGAAGAGGAACAAGGACCAGUUACAAGCAAGUUACAACACCUUAAAAGAAGAGCGCGAUCAGUUGAAGACGAGCUAUGACGACAUGCAAAAGGGUCUUAAUGAGCUACAGGCGGAUCACAAGAAAAAAGAGCAGUUACAGAACAGUUACAGAAAUUUGACCCAAGUUAAAGAUGAGUUAGAGAAGAAGAUCAACAAUGUCAGAGGAAAAUCCUGUGAGAACGGCUGGAGGAAGUUCGAUAUGAGCUGUUACUUUAUUUCCACUGAGGGGAAGACGUGGAUGUCAAGCAGAACAGACUGCAUUUCGAAAAGAGCAGAUCUGGUCAUAAUAGACAGCAGGGAGGAACAGGAAUUUGUCAACAGCUUAAUGGCGACCAAACAUUGUGCCUGGAUCGGAAUGACUGACAGGGAUGAAGAGGGGACGUGGAAGUGGGUGGAUGGGACUCCAGUCAACACAACGUACUGGGAGGCCGGCCAGCCUGACGACUGGUUUGGGAAGGAGGACUGCGGAGAAACUCGACUGUUGAUAAGAGAGGAAGAGUGGAACGAUGACGACUGUUCUGCUUCACACAUCUACAUCUGCGAACAAUAAAAUUACAAAGAAAUACUGACUAGAAUACCUAUUGUGUAUUAAUCCACAGCUGAAAAUAGUCCCCAGCAUACGUACACACCAUUCACUCCAGUUUUAGGGACUUUUGCUACAACAAUUCCAACUUUGUAUUUUUUUAAAAGAAAACCUCUGUUGUACUUAUUAAGAGAAAUAAUUUUAUCAUUUUAUUUCUUUUUGCUUUUGAACGGAGGUUAACCUAUUUGGUAGGCCAGUGACAUGUCAAUAACAGUAGCCCAGCCCUAAAGCAUACUUUUAUUAAUGGUCAACUCUUUAACUCUACUGCACUAAAUGAACAUCAUGCAGUAUUGAAGGCAAUUUGAAACCAGAGAUUUAGACCAUUAACUAAUGUUUACAAUGUUUACUAAGGGAAUAAAUCAAUGGAGAAGUAAAGCUAUUCUCUCAUAGACUUCUAUAGGACCAGAGGAGUCGCCCCCUGCUGGCCAGUAAAUAGAAUGCAAGUUUAAGACACUUCACUCUUAAUAAUUGGAGGUGCCCCCCCUGGUACUAUUUCACACUAUCUCAGUUGCUCUGAGCGUGUAAUGAAAACACGCCUGUGCGUUGGAGUUAAUUAACAAUGCAUUUGGAUUUGGUCGUGCAUGUAGACUUUUCAGCCUUCAGUUAUAAAUAAAUAAUAAAUUCCA
Gasterosteus aculeatus aculeatus (three-spined stickleback) is the source of this 1991-nucleotide messenger RNA. NCBI's taxonomy places the organism in Eukaryota, Metazoa, Chordata, Actinopteri, Perciformes, Gasterosteidae. The record is from RefSeq and is a predicted model, not a curated record.